AUGAUCGUGCUUGAUGGGGUAGUCGAUGUGGUAGUCGUUGAUGUAGUUGUUGAACUACUUGUUAUAGUAUCUGGUUUGGGCCCUGGUACGUUCAGUGGUGGUUUUGGUAGGAAACUAGGCUUUUGCUUCUUCUUGCACUUCCUUGGCUUCCUGCUUUUCGUUUUCGCAGACGACUUCUUUUUGGAUGAUUUAUUCUUCCGUGGUUUUUUCGCUGAUCUUUUCGAUCUUUUCGAUGCCUUCUUCUUCGCGUUCCUCUUUCUAUGCUUCCUCUUCUUUUUCUUUUUUGAUGAUAUCUUCGAAGGUGUUGGUUCACUGGGUGGUUGCUUGGGAGCUUGGGUAGUAGAUGUUGUCACCAUUGUGGUGGUUUCUGCUUUAGUGGUUGUAAAUGUAUUCGUUUCUGCUGUACUGGUUGUUGUUGGCUGGACCGUGAAUUUCGCUGCAUCAUCGCUGAAGCUGCAGCCCAUGAAAUAG
Molecule: messenger RNA, 471 nt
Organism: Cylicostephanus goldi
Lineage: Eukaryota; Metazoa; Nematoda; Chromadorea; Rhabditida; Strongylidae
Source: the annotation of a GenBank genome assembly